This is a messenger RNA of Microplitis mediator, 4134 nucleotides long. RefSeq lists its product as uncharacterized. The coding region runs from base 525 to 3923 and encodes 1132 amino acids. The record is from RefSeq and is a predicted model, not a curated record. Lineage: Eukaryota; Metazoa; Arthropoda; Insecta; Hymenoptera; Braconidae. Gene Ontology annotation, molecular function: DNA binding. The transcript is spliced from 6 exons. Gene Ontology annotation, biological process: DNA recombination; DNA integration.
UAGUGUUCAUUUUUACUAUUGCAGAAGGUAAGCAAAUUUACCCAAAAUUGACGACAAUUUUUUUCAAGUCAACUAUUGAAGUGAAUUUGCAUUCGGAUUCGGGCAGUAAAUUCACGUCAAAUUGAAUAGCAAGUUGAAUACAAAUUGUCGUAAAAAACGGAAAAGUCCUAAGUUGACAGAAAUUUGACGAAAAUUUCAAGGAAACUUUUGUAAAGUAAACUUUUGCUGAAGCACACUGUGUUAUUAGGGUAGCUACCUGAGUUGGCUACCUUGGAAAUUCCAUCAGAACUAAGAAUAAGUUUUGGCGAUCGGUGAGACAUCUUAAGGAUUAAAUAGGCAAUAACUUUACUGGCUACAGUGACUUCAAGUCAACAAACUCUUGUAACUCCAAGUUAUAAAUUGAUUAAAUCAUUUCCGGUUAUGAGAACCACCAUUUUGGCGUCACGACUUUUGCGUCUUCAGUUUUUGAUCAAAACUCUUGGCCAUUAUUUUAAAAUCGCAAGUUGCUAAUCAUUAUUUAAAACAUGUAUAAUCUUAUACGUGAAUCUGAAUUCAAAUUUCGUAUCACUACGAAAAAUGACUGGCAAAAAAUUAAAAAAAGAAAAUUGAAAGACAGAAGUUCUGAUGAUUCAAUUCAUGGUUAUUUAGAAUGCUCGAGUGAUGAUUCACUACUGCUAAAUGAAAUAAAAAAUAAUCUAACUGCAAAUAUUCCUAAAGUAAACUUGGAGCGAAUUUCUAAUAAUCAUUCAACACAACCUGAAACUAAAAAAAUAAAGAUCAUGGAAAGUAAACAAAUAUUGGAGAAAAUAAAUGUAUUAAGCCUGUGCAAAUUAUCAAAGGAAGUCAUUGCAACAGACUCUUUGACAAGUGAGAAAGAUAAUGUAAUAUCCAGUACUCCAAACACUUCUACUUUUCAUGAAUCGGAUUCAGAGUCAUUGAAUACUACUUCUAAAAUGACCAAAAAUAUGUCUCUAAUUUCUCCAAUAAAUCCUCCAAAUACAACGUCAUUUAUAAAAAUAUUUAAUGAUAACGCUGAAAAAACUCAAAAUGGUUCUAAUUUACUUGAUGGUAACAAGUUUGCUACAGAAAAUAAUGAUAUUUUUGAUGAAAAUCAAAAUUGUCUAGAAAAAAUGUCCAAUUCGAAAGAUCCGUUCAUGAUUAAUUGUGAGAAUUCGACUUACAAUUUUUCAGCUAAAGUCAACCAGACAAACUUUUUAGAUAUCGUAGAAAGUUCUGAAUGGGAUCGAGAGACUUGUCAAAGGAUGUUUCAAGAGUCAGAAAUUUUAGAUUUAUCUGAUGAACAAAUGCGUUGUUUGAAAGUUAUUGAAGAAGAAUUUGAUUCAGGCAGGUUAGAAAGUGGGCCACAAGUACAAUUUGAACAAAACGAGUUAGAUGAGAGACAUGGAUUAAAUGAAGUAAAUGAAUUAGAAGAAGACGAUCAAUCAAAUGAGAAUGAGUAUCAGAUAUGCGAGUAUCAGAUUUGUGAGUAUGAAUUUGAGAAUGAAUCAAAUAAUUCACACAACACUGCCACUACAUCUGAGCAGUUGGACUCGGACUCAGAUAAAUUACAGGAUAGAAUACAUGAAUUGAAAGCAAAAAAACAGGAGAUACUAAAAGAAAUCCAUGAGAAAUGCAACGAUUCAGAUCCAGAUUACAUCCCUGAAGAAGAAAAUAAUUUCUCUGCCAGUGAAAGUUUUAACGUAGUUUUAACAGAUAACCGAGAAGAAAAAGAAACUGCACUAGUGCAAAAUGCUACAAUAGUUAUCGAGGAAAAUAUUAUUGCCAAAGGUUUUGAUGUUUCCUUACCGUUGCCGCAAGCUACAACUUCUGAAGUGACUAGACCAAAAGUUUAUGUCAGUGCCUCAAAAUCUGGCCCUAAGAAACACGCUUGUCUUUUUUGCGGAAAGUUAUUCUUCAAAAUUGCUCGACAUCUCGAAGUUCAUAAGGAUGAAGAAGAAGUUAAAAAAUUUCUCCUUUUAAAACCAAAUGAUCAAGUAAGACUCGAUUUGAUUAGAAAACUUCGACACGCUGGUGAUUAUAAGCAUAAUACUAAUAUUAAUCCUGCUGCUAAAAAUCAUGAACGAAUUGUGAUUCGACGUCCGAAAGUUGGAGUUACGAAAAAUCCUUCUGAUUUUGCUUACUGUCCAAGUUGUCAAGUAUCUGUUAGUAAAAGUACACUUUCUACACAUUUUGUUCAUUGUACUGGACAAACUGGAAAAUCUCGGCGAGUUAUUAAAAAAAUGUCUAAGAUUUAUGAAAAUGACUUCCAUCCUGAAACAAGUAAGAAACUUCGCUCUCUUCUUGUUUGCAUGCACGUAGACGAAGUUUCAAAAACUAUAAAAUUUGACGAUUUAUUAAUAAAAUUUGGCAAUACGCUUUGCGAAAAAUAUAAAUUAGCGCAACACGAUGAAAUGAUACGUAAUAGACUUCGUCUUCUAGCUAGAUUAUUGGUAACGGUAAAAAAAGUUGAAAUGGCAAAAAUCAAAGAUCAAAAAGAGAAAAAACUUCGAGUUUCUAAACCUAGUAUCACAGAUAUGAUUUCUUUAUUUGAUCCAGAAAAGGUUCAAAUUUGUCUCAAAGCAGUCAACAUCAUCGCAGGAAUUGAUACUAAAACUUAUAAUGCAAGAGCUCCAUCUGUUGCUUCGUUAGUUGGAACUCUAUUAAAACAGCUAGGAGAUUUUUUGAUAGCUGAAAAUAUCAUGGAUAAGCAAAAAAAUAAAAAUGAUGACGUGAAAGACUUUUUACAUGUUAUAAACCGGAAAUGGGCAGAUGUUAUAAAUAAAAAUGUCGAAGAAGCACAAUCAAAACAAAAAAGAAAGAAGAAAGAAGAAUUACCGUCGACAGAUGACAUAAAUAAAUUAAUGGACCAUUUAGUUAAGUUACAAUCACAAGCUUAUGACGAAUUGGUAAAAAAAUUCUCUGCUGACAGCUACGAUCUCUUAGCUAAGACAACACUUAUACGAGUGCAAUUAUUUAAUAGGCGAAGACCGGGAGAAACGGAAAGGAUCUUACUGGAAGAUUUUGAAAUGUACGAUAGACUUAGCGAAGACACUCAUAAAGAUAUAAUGAAAACUUUGUCAGAUAAAGCUAGAGAAUUUUGCAAGAAAUAUGUAAGAUUUUCGAUCAGAGGCAAAAAAAAUCGGCAAGUUUCCGUUAUACUAGAUGAAGUGAUGUUUGAUUCAAUUAAUUUAUUGAUCAAGAAUCGUCUUAAUGCUGGUAUUCACCCACAAAAUCCUUUUGUUUUUGGACUACCAGGUUUUUCAUCAGAAAAAUAUAAGUAUUUAAGAGCCUGCACAUUAAUGCGUAAAUUUUCUGAAGAUUGCAAAGCUGAGUUUCCCAAAAAAUUACGUGCAACUAAACUACGGAAGCAUAUUGCGACAUAUCUUGUCAAUCACAAUAUUAACAAUGUGGAGCGCUCAAAAAUUGCUAGUCAUCUUGGACAUAGUAUGGGAGUUCAUGAAAAUUAUUAUCAUUUGAUUAAUGUUGCCGAGGAAAUUUGCCAAUUGCCACAAGUACUGGAGGAUGCUUGUGGGCUAAAUAAUAAUAACAUGACUAAUGAUAAAAAUAGUGCUGAAUCCUCUGAUAAUGAUUUAGAUUCUGAUUCUGAUUCAGAUUCUGAUUUGAGUGACGCAGACCGUGAGAAAAAAAAUUGUUCACUGACAUUAGAGUCAGAAAAACUCGACACUAAUGAAGAGUCAAAUCUAGAAAUAAGUAUUCCAUGCCGAAGAAUGGUUUGGAGCAAUUUGGAAAUAACUGCGUUGAAGGAGCAUUUUGGGGACAAAAUUAAGAGCCGGACCUAUCCCAAUUCUAAGGAAAUGAAUGCUGUUCGGAUGACUGAUCCACGACUCAAGAAACGUGAAGUUCCAGCUAUUCGAUCAUGGUUCAGCAACUUUUAUAAAAAAUUGAAAAAAAAUAGUCAAUAGUUAUUAUUUUCUCAAUAAUUGUUGCUGGUUGACAUCCAUCGAUAAAAUAAUUUUCUAUUGCUUGUUGCUUAAAGUUCUAUUAAAUUUAAAUUUACUUUUUGUACUUUGGUCAGAGAUUUAAAAAAUUAAUCAUAAAUAGGGACAAGAUUUUUGCCUUAUUUUUUAAAUGAACAGUUAAAAUUUUUGAUAUUACGGAGAAAAUAUUGGACUU